UUUUAGACUUGACAAGACAUUUUUAUCAUCAUCUUGCAGCUCAUUGUUUUGCAGUGGUCCUUAAUGUCAGCGGUAUGCUUUUCAGCUGACUGGUCUGACAUUAAAUGUGAAUUAAUAAUUAAAGUUAUAAAUGUCUUAAAUUCCCGUGUAAUUUUGUUAUGGAUCAAGAUUGAGGUCCUGAUCAUGCUGUGCCGUGUUCAUACCAUACAGGUCUCUUACAGGGGUGUUGUGUACACAGCCAGUCACAGCCACAACAUCUGUGAUUCUCCUCCCCCCGUCCCACGUCCAGCCCUCUGCGUGCCUGGGCCGGCUUUCUCUCCUGAUUUAGAUCGUGCUCCGCACACAGGGACGGGAGCACAGCUGAAAUAUGCUCCGGUCGGGCCAGAUCAAGCACUGAAUGCGUUUGUCUCACAGCGGGACCCCUGAACAUGGACCCUCUGACAGAGUUCCCCUUUAUGGAGGAUGAGGGGCUGACCAUGAAGAGGACAGCAGGGGUCUCCCUCUCUGUGUCCCUCUCAGAGCCUCUCCAGGACCCUGACUCAGACGCGUAUGCCAAGUUCUUCAUGAGUCACUGCUGCUACGAUGCCAUUCCAACGAGCUCCAAACUGGUCAUCUUUGACACAACACUGCAGGUGAAAAAAGCAUUCUUUGCACUGGUUGCAAACGGGGUCAGAGCGGCACCUUUAUGGGAUAACAAGCUGCAGUGUUUUGUAGGGAUGCUCACCAUUACAGACUUUAUCAACAUUCUUCAUCGUUACUACAGAUCUCCCAUGGUUCAGAUCUAUGAGCUGGAGGAACACAAGAUUGAAACAUGGAGAGAGGUCUAUCUACAGUAUUCUCUCAACUCCCUGAUCAGCAUCACACCUGACUCCAGCCUCUUUGAAGCCAUUUAUUCCUUGCUGAAGAACAAGAUUCACCGUCUACCCGUCAUAGAUCCAGAAUCAGGGAACGUCCUCCACAUACUCACCCAUAAACGCAUCCUCAAGUUCUUACACAUCUUUGGCUCGAUGAUCCCUAAGCCACGAUUCUUACAGAAGCGGAUUGAGGAAGUGAAAAUUGGAACAUUCAAGAGCAUUGCAACUGUCAGGGAGACAGAAACAGUUUAUGAUGCUUUAUCAAUAUUUGUAGAGCGACGGGUCUCAGCCCUGCCCGUCGUCAAUGAGCAAGGGAAAGUGGUGGCACUUUACUCCAGAUUUGAUGUCAUUAAUUUGGCUGCACAGAAAAGCUACAACAACCUGAACAUGACGAUGCAGGAGGUCAUUCAGAGCCGCUGGUGCUGCAUUGAGGGGGUGCUGAAGUGUUACCCUCACGAGACCCUCGAAACCAUCAUUGAUCGGAUCGCUGAGGCUGAGGUUCACCGUCUAGUGCUGGUGGACACAGAGGAUGUGGUGAUGGGAAUCGUCUCGCUCUCUGAUUUGCUUCAGGCACUGGUCUUGACUCCUGCAGGCGUUGAAGCACUUUUCUCUUAACACCAGUGGAGGGCUCCCUCUCCACAAUCAUCCUCAUUUCAUAUCAUACCAGAAUUUAGUUUUCCAGAAUUUUGUCCUAAAGCAAACCAUGAGCCAACCAUGAAGAUGAAUGUUUGAAGACAGAACGUGUAAAUAUUUUUGAUGUUGCUGGCCCUUUGGGAUUUUAUAUAUUACUUUAAACAUGUCUAAUCUUAUUUUGCAAUUUAACUUGUAUAUUUGUAUAAUUUAUUAAAUAAUUAACAACUAGUCAUUUGAAUUGUGAUGGUUCUAUGUCAGAUAAAACUGCAGAUGUUUUGUCACAUAGUAUGUUAUAAUGCUAACCCUCCAGGCAAAAAUCUCCUUUUUUAAUAACAUUUUUGUUAUAAACUUCAUGACCCUUGAUCCUUUCAUUGUAAAUAAACAGACAAUCAUGUUAUUUAUUUAGUCAUAUAAUUCACUGAAGUGUUCCUGCAGAUUUUUCAUACUCUCAGUAGAUUUACAAUGUUAUAGUGCACAAAUGUUCUUUUUUUCCUACUACAUACAACAUGUUUAAUUCAAUGAUUGUACUGUUAUUAUUAUUUUGGUAAAGAAAAAAUCUGGGUGAAAAACUGCUUAACAGAAUAAAACAAAAUUAUAAGCAUUUAACUAUGGUUCUGAGUCUUCUAUAAAUAUAAUAAGCAUAAUUUGUAUAUAUUUUUAAAUAUUAUUUGUAAAAUUUAAUUUUUAUGUUUCAAUAGAAGAAAAUAAAUAAUUCAGCCUGGUGAUGGCAAAUACAGAGUUCAGUGUUUGAGUUGUUGGUGUAUAUAUUUACCAGAGGUGUAUCCUUGUACAUCCUGCUUUUCACUGUUAGCAAACACUGUCAUGCUAAGUACUUAUGACUUUCUAAGUAGGAGUUUAACAACCUAAUUUGCAUCAUUUGCGCUUCAUACCAGUUUGAACACUUACAUUUAUUUCAGUGUGUGCUAGCACCUUUGACAUUAAAUAUCAAACACUGACUAAUGUUUUGAAGCACUUAAUCCACAAAACUACGGUAUGUCAAUGACUAAUGUCUCGAGACACUGUGAACGAGUUAAUGCUAUUCAAAUAAAAUGAAAACUAAACACUUUAUAAUAAGCCUGCACAAGUUAACAUGAACAGUUACUUCUGAAAAUGAUAACGAUUA
This is a messenger RNA of Cyprinus carpio (common carp), 2610 nucleotides long. RefSeq names its product 5'-AMP-activated protein kinase subunit gamma-1 (gene prkag3b). The record is from RefSeq and is a predicted model, not a curated record. The transcript has 13 exons. Bases 429 to 1469 code for a protein of 346 amino acids. Lineage: Eukaryota; Metazoa; Chordata; Actinopteri; Cypriniformes; Cyprinidae.